Messenger RNA from Marmota flaviventris (yellow-bellied marmot), 1104 nucleotides. It is a transcript of the gene Ffar3, whose product is annotated as free fatty acid receptor 3. Gene Ontology annotation, cellular component: plasma membrane. Gene Ontology annotation, biological process: G protein-coupled receptor signaling pathway; cellular response to fatty acid. The record is from RefSeq and is a predicted model, not a curated record. Lineage: Eukaryota; Metazoa; Chordata; Mammalia; Rodentia; Sciuridae. Gene Ontology annotation, molecular function: G protein-coupled receptor activity.
ACGUCACGGGCACUGCUAGGUCUUUAGCAUUUCUGCCAGAUAAAGAGCUCAGAGCACUUGUUCUGGAGAGGAGAGCAAGGUGACCUGCAGCGGGGGGCUUGCAUCUUCAAAGAAGCAGUGGCUGUGACCAUGGAGACAAGCCCAGACAGGUUCUUCUUCCCGGGAAACCACUGGCUGUACUUCUCUGUGUACCUCUUCUCCUUCCUUGUGGGGCUCCCGCUCAACCUGAUGGCCCUGGUGAUCUUCGUGGGCAAGCUGCGGCGCCACCCGGUGGCGGUGGACAUUCUCCUGCUCAACAUGACCCUCUCGGACCUGCUCCUGCUGCUCUUCCUGCCGUUCCGCAUGGUGGAGGCGGCCAGUGGCAUGCGCUGGCCGCUGCCCUUCAUCCUCUGCCCACUGUCCGGGUUCCUCUUCUUCACCAGCAUCUAUCUCACAUCCCUCUUCCUGGCAGCCGUGAGCACUGAGCGCUUCCUGAGCGUGGCCUACCCGAUAUGGUACAAGACGCGGCCGAGGCUGGGCCAGGCUACCCUGGUCAGUGGCAUCUGCUGGCUCCUGGCGGCUUCUCACUGCAGCGUGGUCUACGUCGUUGAAUUCUCUGGGGACCAAUCCCACAGCCAGGGAUCCAACGGGACCUGCUACCUGGAAUUCCAGGAGGACCAGCUGGCCUUUUUGCUGCCCGUCCGGCUGGAGAUGGCCGUGAUUCUUUUUGGGGUGCCCUUGCUCAUCAGCGGUUUCUGCUACAGUCGCCUCGUGUGGAUCCUCAGCAGGGGGACCAGCCGGCGCAGGCGCAGGAGGGUGGUGGGGCUCGUGGUGGCCACGCUGCUCAACUUCCUCGUGUGCUUCGGGCCCUACAACAUGUCCCACCUGGUGGGCUACCUCGAGGGUCAGAGCCCCACCUGGAGGAGUUACGUGCUGCUCCUCAGCACCCUGAAUUCCUGCGUGGACCCCCUUGUCUACUAUUUCUCAUCCUCUAGGUUCCAAGCCGAUUUCCAGGAGCUGCUGAGGAGGCUGAUGGGCGGCUGCAGCCCUUGGAGGCUGGAGGUUAGCGUGGAGUUGAAGGUCAAGGGUGGAGGAGAGGGGCAGGUGCAGGACUGUCCGACCUAG